GAGAAUAGGGUGCAAGCCUAGAAACUAUUUCCCCACCACCACUUGUUGAAAAACUGAUUUGGAGGGAUCUCCGAGUUUGAACAAUCAGAAAGUGCCAGAAUUUGAGGCGUCUCUACUUCACUAAGUAUCAAGACGAAAAAACUGGAAAUUAAUCAGAACUUUAUACAAAGUCAGAAUGGAACGAUUUGUAGUAACAGCACCACCUGCUCGAAACCGUUCUAAAACUGCUUUGUAUGUGACUCCUCUGGAUCGAGUCAGUGAGUUUGGAGGUGAGCUGCAUGAAGAUGGAGGAAAACUCUUCUGCACUUCUUGCAAUGUGGUUCUGAAUCAUGUUCGGAAGUCUGCCAUUAGUGACCACCUUAAGUCCAAGACUCAUACUAAGAGGAAGGCAGAAUUCGAAGAGCAGAACGUGAGAAAGAAGCAGAGGCCCCUAACUGCAUCUCUUCAGUGCAACAGUACUGCACAAACAGAGAAAGUCAGUGUUAUCCAGGAGUUUGUGAAAAUGUGCCUGGAAGCCAACAUCCCACUUGAGAAAGCUGAUCACCCAGCAGUCCGUGCUGUCCUGUCUCGCCAUGUGAAGAAUGGAGGCUCCAUACCUAAGUCAGACCAGCUGAGAAGAGCAUAUCUGCCUGAUGGAUAUGAGAAUGAGAAUCAACUCCUCAAUUCACAAGAUCGUUGA
Choloepus didactylus (southern two-toed sloth) is the source of this 679-nucleotide messenger RNA. RefSeq names its product CGG triplet repeat-binding protein 1-like. The transcript has a single exon. The record is from RefSeq and is a predicted model, not a curated record. NCBI's taxonomy places the organism in Eukaryota, Metazoa, Chordata, Mammalia, Pilosa, Megalonychidae. Gene Ontology annotation, biological process: regulation of transcription by RNA polymerase II. The coding region runs from base 176 to 679 and encodes 167 amino acids. Gene Ontology annotation, cellular component: nucleus. Gene Ontology annotation, molecular function: double-stranded DNA binding.